Molecule: messenger RNA, 18044 nt
Organism: Emys orbicularis (European pond turtle)
Lineage: Eukaryota; Metazoa; Chordata; Testudines; Emydidae
Product: neuroblast differentiation-associated protein AHNAK-like
Exons: 10
Coding region: 1-17160 (5719 amino acids)
Biological process (GO): regulation of RNA splicing
Cellular component (GO): cytoplasm; nucleus; costamere
Molecular function (GO): protein binding
Source: RefSeq, a predicted model, not a curated record
AUGGAGAAGGAAGAGGAGGAAACCCGAGAGAUCCUGCUCCCCAACUGGAAAGGAAGCGGCUCUCACGGAAUCACCAUUGACCAGACGGAAGAUGGGGUCUUCGUGAAGCAGGUGGUGCAGACUUCCCCUGCUGCCAGAACUGUGAAGGAAGGGGAUCAGAUUGUGAGCGCCACCAUCUAUUUCGACAACCUGCAGUCUGGAGAGGUCACGCAGCUGCUGAACAGCAUGGGCCACCACACGGUGGGGUUGCGGCUGCAGCGAAAGGGGGACAAGUCUCCAUUGCCGGGACAGUCAUGGUCACACGAUGUGUUCUCACCCAGGAGCCCAGAAGUUGUUCUGAGUGGGGAUGAUGAAGAGUACAGGAGAAUAUACACAACGAAAAUUAAACCACGUCUGAAGUCGGAAGAUGCAGCAGAAGCUGAACACACAGAAAGCAGAACCAUUACCGUCACCAAAAAGGUCACAGCUUAUACCGUAGAUGUCACUGGACACGAAGGAGCAAGAGAGAUUGACAUCAGCAGCCCAGAAUUUAAAGUUAAGAUUCCAAGCCAUCAAGUCACCCAUAUAACAACAACAGAAAUUGAAAAAGAACCUGGGAAAACCGUGAUCAAAAUACCACAGGUGGAUUUGUCUGGGAAAACAGACUUCAGUAUGGGCAUCAGAGGUAGACCUAGUGGCAUCUCAUAUUCUGGACCGACAGUUGAAUCAUCCACCAAAAGGUUGGACUUUGGUGCCCCUGACGUGCACAUGAGAGAGCCCAAGGUGGGCACUGAGAUAAAUGUCUCAGGACCUCAAGUCACAGGCGUUCACCCGAGAACCCAGACAGACUUUAAGCCAGCAGAAAUUCAAGUUCCAGGUGUGGACGUUGUCAAAUCGGUUAAUGUUUCUGGCACUAGAGUCACAAGCCCAGAGGGCAGCUUGCCCAGAAUCGAUGCAAAUGGACAGAGGGGAAACCUGGAUGCAAAUAUUCACAUUACCGGCCCUAAACUAAAUGGAAAAAUGGGUGUUUCAGGGAUAGAGGUUAAAACUGAAGUUCCAGGAGGCAAACUGCCGCAAUUUGAUAUUUCAGGCUCCAAGAUAAGAAGCGAUACGGAAGGUCCCAAAGUUGAUGUAUCAUUUUCAAAAAUCAAGGGUCCUUCAGUUGAUAUUUCUGGCCCUAAGAUUCAAGGUGAUAUCAAAGCUCCAAGGGUGGACAUUCCUCUUUCGAGCAUCGAAUAUGAUAUGCAGGACAUUAAAGCUCCAGAAAUUAACAUUGAAAGCCCAGGAAAAAUAAAAAUGCCUAUAAUGAAGAUGCCUAAAUUUGGCUUCUCACCUUCAGCUUCUGAUACUGAUGUUCGAGCACCACAGGCAGGUGUAGACAUUUCUGUGCCAAAGAUACAGGCUCCUCACCUGGAUAUCACAGCUCCAUCUGUUCAUAUGGAAGGUCCAAAGGAAAAACUGAAAUUUACAGUGCCUUCAGUGGAAGGUGCUAAAAUUGCAAAGCCACAUGUGGAUGUGGCUCUCAAAGGACCUCAGUUGAAGGGAGUGGUGGAAGUGUCCUCUCCAACACUAGAAGGUCCCAAAGUUGGUGUCAAGGGUCCCAAGAUUGAUCUUGUGGCUCCUGAUGUUGAUAUUCAAAGUGGUGAAGGAAAAAUAAAAUUGCCCUCAAUGAAAUUUCCUAAAUUUACUGCAUCAGAUUUCAAAGGGGAAGGCCCUGGUGUGGGUGUGACGCUUCCUAAGGGGGAGAUUGCUAUUGCAGGCCCCAAGGUAGACAUCAGCACACCAGAUAUAGACACUGGAGGAGAAUGGAAAAUCCCCAAAUUUAGGAAGCCUGAAUUAAUUAGUCAGACACCAAAAAUCUCUAUGUCAGAUGUGGACCUGAGUCUGAAAGGCCCUAGCCUGAAGGGAGAUGUGGAUAUUUCAGGGCCAAGGAUCAAAGGGGAUCUGAAAGGACCCACUGUGGACAUUAAAGGCCCCAAACUAGACAUUGAAGCUUCUGGCAUUGACCUUGAAAGUCCUGAAGGUCAGUUGAAAGGGCCCAAGUUCUCAAUGCCUUCUUGGAAAAUGUCACCAUCAAAAGUAUCCAUGCCGGAUGUGGAUGUGAAUCUGAAAGGGCCUAAACUGAAGGGAGACAUGGAUGUUUCUGUCCCACAAAUAGGAGGUGACUUGAAGGGACCUCAGAUUGACAUAAAAGGCCCCAAGCUAGAUAUAGAUGCUCCUGACAUUGACAUCAAAGGGCCAGAAGGACACCUGAAAGGUCCCAAAUUUAAGAUGCCUGAAAUGCACAUCAAGACCCCUAAAAUCUCCAUGCCAGACAUUGACUUGAAUCUGAAGGGUCCUAAGCUGAAGGGAGAUGUGGAUGUUUCAGUACCAAAGCUGGAAGGGGAGUUGAAAGCUCCUGGAAUUGACAUUAAAGGCCCCAAAGUGGACAUUGAUGCACCAGAUGUGGAUAUUCACGGCCCAGAUGGUAAACUGAAAAUGCCUAAACUGAAAAUGCCAAAAUUCAGCAUGCCUGGGCUGAAAGGGGAGGGACCAGACGUGGAUGUAACACUUCCAAAGGGGGCGGUGGAUAUUUCCAGUCCGAAGGUACAAAUUGGUGCUCCAGGUUUGGAUGUUGAAGGACCCAAGGGAGAACUAAAAGGUCCCAAAUUUAAGAUGCCUGAAAUGCACAUCAAGACACCAAAAAUCUCCAUGCCAGAUGUCGACAUGAAUCUAAAAGCCCCCAAGCUGAAGGGAGAUGUUGGUAUUUCAGCGCCAAGGAUCGAAGGGGAUCUGAAAGGACCCACUGUGGACAUUAAAGGCCCCAAACUAGACAUUGAAGCUCCUGGCAUUGACCUUGAAAGUCCUGAAGGUCAGUUGAAAGGGCCCAAGUUCUCAAUGCCUUCUUGGAAAAUGUCACCAUCAAAAGUAUCCAUGCCGGAUGUGGAUGUGAAUCUGAAAGGGCCUAAACUGAAGGGAGACAUGGAUGUUUCUGUCCCACAAAUAGGAGGUGACUUGAAGGGACCUCAGAUUGACAUAAAAGGCCCCAAGCUAGAUAUAGAUGCUCCUGACAUUGACAUCAAAGGACCAGAAGGACACCUGAAAGGUCCCAAAUUUAAGAUGCCUGAAAUGCACAUCAAGACCCCUAAAAUCUCCAUGCCGGAUAUAGACUUGAAUCUGAAGGGUCCUAAGCUGAAAGGAGAUGUGGAUGUGUCAGUGCCAAAGCUGGAAGGGGAGUUGAAAGCUCCUGGAACUGACAUUAAAGGCCCCAAAGUGGACAUUGAUGCACCAGAUGUGGAUAUUCACGGCCCAGAUGGUAAACUGAAAAUGCCUAAACUGAAAAUGCCAAAAUUCAGCGUGCCUGGGCUGAAAGGGGAGGGACCAGACGUGGAUGUAACACUUCCAAAGGGGGAGGUGGAUAUUUCCGGUCCGAAGGUACAAAUUGGUGCUCCAGGAUUGGACGUUGAAGGACCCAAGGGAGAACUAAAAGGUCCCAAAUUUAAGAUGCCUGAAAUGCACAUCAAGACACCAAAAAUCUCCAUGCCAGACAUCGACUUGAAUCUGAAGGGUCCUAAACUGAAGGGAGAUGUGGACGUUUCUGUUCCAAAUAUACAAGGUGAUUUGAAAGGUCCAGAAUUUGAUCUUAAAGGCCCCAAAGUUGACAUUGACGCACCAGAUGUGGAUCUUCAUGGCCCAGAAGGUAAAUUCAAAAUGCCUAAAUUCAAAAUGCCCAAGUUUGGAAUGCCUGGGUUCAAAGGGGAGGGACCAGACGUGGAUGUAUGCCUUCCGAAAGGGGAGAUUGAUCUCUCAGGUCCAAAAGUAGACAUUGAUGCUCCUGAUUUGGAUUUUGAAGGGCCAGAAGGAAAACUGAAAGGUCCCAAAUUUAAGAUGCCUGAAAUGCACAUCAAGGCACCCAAAAUCUCCAUGCCAGAUGUUGAUUUACACUUGAAAGGUCCUAAACUGAAGGGAGAUGUGGAUGUUGCUGUUCCGAAGAUACAAGGUGAUUUGAAAGGUCCUGAAUUUGAUCUUAAAGGCCCCAAAGUUGACCUUGAUGCACCAGAUGUGGAUAUUCACGGCCCAGAGGGUAAACUCAAAAUGCCUAAACUGAAAAUGCCUAAAUUUGGUGUACCUGGGUUGAAAGGGGAGGGACCAGAUGUCGAUAUAGCACUUCCAAAGGGAGAGGUGGAUAUUUCUGAUCCCAAGAUAGAUAUAGAUGCUCCAGGUUUGAACAUUGAAGGGCCUGAAGGACACCUGAAAGGUCCCAAAUUUAAGAUGCCUGAAAUGCACAUCAAGACACCAAAAAUCUCCAUGCCAGACAUCGACUUGAAUCUGAAAGGCCCUAAGCUGAAGGGAGACGUGGAUGUUUCUGCCCCAAAGCUGGAAGGGGAAUUGAAAGCUCCAGGAAUUGACAUUAAAGGCCCCAAAGUGGAUAUUGAUGCACCAAAUGUGGAUAUUCACGGCCCAGACGGUAAACUGAAAAUGCCUAAACUGAAAAUGCCUAAAUUUGGUGUACCUGGGCUGAAAGGGGAGGGACCAGACAUGGAUAUAACAUUUCCAAAAGGGGAUGUGGGUAUUUCCGGUCCCAAAGUGGACAUUGAUAUCCCAAGUUUAGACAUUGAAGGGCCAGAAGGUAAAGUGAAAGGUCCAAAGUUUAAACUGCCUGAGCUAAAUAUUCAGACACCCAAAGUCUCCAUGCCAGAUGUGGACCUAGGUUUGAAGGCACCUAAACUGAAAGGAGAUGUGGAUAUCUCUGUUCCAAAGAUGGAAGGUGAUUUGAAAGGACCCAGCAUUGACGUUAAGGGGCCCCAAAUUGAUAUUGAAGGUCCCCAAAUGGAUAUUGAUGUGCCUGAUAUGGAUUUGGAAUGUCCAGAAGGCAAACUGAAAGGCCCCAAAUUUAGGAUGCCUAAAAUGAAUAUCAAGGCCCCUAAAAUCUCCAUGCCAGAUGUUGAUCUUAAUCUAAAGGCACCUAAACUGAAAGGAGAGAUGGAUGUUUCUGUUCCAAAGAUGGGAGGUGAUUUUAAAGGACCCAGCAUUGACAUUAAAGGUCCCAAAGUUGACACUGAUGUUGACCUUGAAUGUCCAGAAGCCAAAUUGAAAAUGCCAAAAAUGAAAUUUCCAAAGUUCGGCAUGCCUGGAUUCAAAGGAGAGGGCCCUGACAUGGAUGUGAAACUCCCUAAGGGACAGGUGGAUAUUUGCAGUCCCAAAGUGGAUAUUGAUGCUCCAGGUUUGGACAUUGAGGGACCGGAAGGAAAAAUAAAAGGUCCCAAAUUUAAGAUGCCUGAAAUGCAUAUCAAGACCCCUAAAAUCUCCAUGCCAGACAUUGACCUAAAUUUGAAAGGUCCCAAACUAAAAGGAGACGUGGAUGUUUCUAUUCCAAAGCUAGAAGGUGAUUUGAAAGGUCCUGAUGUUGAUAUUUCACCUCCCAAGGUAGAUAUAGAGGCUCCAGAGCUGGACAUUGAAGGCCCAGAAGGCAAAUGGAAAGGACCUAAAUUUAAAAUGCCUAAACUGAAUAUUAAAGCACCUAAAAUCUCCAUGCCGGAUGUAGACCUGAAUCUCAAGGCACCGAAAAUGAAGGGGGAGAUGGAUGUUACUGUUCCAAAGAUAGAAGGUGAUUUGACAGGACCUGAAAUUGAUAUUAAAGGGCCAAAAUUAAACAUUGAGGCACCUGAUGUGGAUCUUGAGUGUUCUGAAGGAAAACUGAAAGGGCCCAAAUUCUCAAUGCCUUCUUGGAAAAUGUCACCAUCAAAAAUAUCCAUGCCAGAUGUGGACUUAAAUUUGAAAGGGCCCAAACUGAAGGGAGACUUGGAUGUUUCUGUCCCAAAGAUAGAAGGUGACUUGAAGGGACCUGAGAUUGACAUGAAAGGCCCCAAACUGGACAUUGAUGCACCUGACAUCGGCAUUGACGGGCCAGAAGGAAAAAUGAAAGGUCCCAAAUUUAAAAUGCCUGAAAUGCACAUCAAGGCCCCAAAAAUCUCUGUUCCUGAUGUAGACCUGAAUUUAAAAGCCCCUAAAAUAAAAGGGGAAGUUGAUAUCUCAGCUCCUAAACUUGAAGGAAAUUUGAAAGGUCCUGAUUUUGAUUUCAAAGGCCCCAAGGUUGAUAUUGAUGCACCAGAUGCAGAUAUUCAUGGCCCAGAUGGUAAAUUCAGAAUGCCCAAAUUCAAAAUGCCCAAAUUCAGCAUGCCUGGGUUCAAAGGAGAGGGACCAGAGGUGGAUGUGAAGCUUCCAAAAGGGGAGAUGGAUAUUUCCGGUCCCAAGAUAGACAUUGAUGCUCCAGAGUUGGAUAUUGAAGGUCCUGAAGGAAGGCUGAAAGGUCCUAAAUUUAAGGUGCCUGAAAUGCACAUCAAAGCGCCUAAAAUCUCCAUGCCAGACAUUGAUUUGAAUGUGAAAGGUCCUAAAUUGAAGGGGGAUGUGGAUGUUUCUGUUCCAAAGCUAGAAGGUGACUUGGAGGGGCCUGAAUUUCAUCUCCAAGGCCCCAAAGUUGACAUUGAUGCACCAGAUGGAAAGCUGAAAGGUCCCAAAUUUAAGAUGCCUGAAAUGCACGUCAAGGCACCUAAAAUCUCCAUGCCAGAUUUUGAUUUGAACCUGAAAGGACCUAAAAUGAGGGGGGAUGUGGAUGUUUCUGUACCAAAGCUAGAAGGGGAUUUUAAAGGGCCCGAGUUUGAUAUCAAAGGUCCCAAAGUGGACAUUGAUACUCCAGAUCUUGAUAUUGAAGGUCCUGAAGGAAAAUGGAAGAGCCCCAAAUUUAAGAUGCCUGAAAUGCACAUCAAGGCACCUAAAAUCUCCAUGCCUGACGUCGACUUUAAUUUGAAAGGCCCUAAAGUGAAGGGGGAUGUGGAUGUUUCUGUUCCAAAACUUAAAGGGGAUUUGAAAGGGUCUGAAGUUGAUAUCAAAGGCCCUAAACUGGAUUUAGACGCCCCUGAUGUGGAGAUUGAAGGCCCUGAUGGGAAAUGGAAAGGCCCCAAAUUUAAGAUGCCUGAAAUGCACAUCAAGGCACCUAAAAUCUCCAUGCCAGAUUUUGAUUUGAACCUGAAAGGACCUAAAAUGAGGGGGGAUGUGGAUGUUUCUGUACCAAAGCUAGAAGGGGAUUUUAAAGGGCCCGAGUUUGAUAUCAAAGGUCCCAAAGUGGACAUUGAUACUCCAGAUCUUGAUAUUGAAGGUCCUGAAGGAAAAUGGAAGAGCCCCAAAUUUAAGAUGCCUGAAAUGCACAUCAAGGCACCUAAAAUCUCUAUGCCAGACUUUGAUUUGAACCUGAAAGGUCCUAAAUUGAAGGGGGAUGUGGAUGUUUCUGUACCAAAGCUAGAAGGGGAUUUGAAAGGGCCUGAGGUUGAUAUCAGAGGCCCUAAACUGGAUGUUGAUGUUCCUGAGGUUGACCUGCAGGGACCAGAGGGAAGAUGGAAAGGUCCUAAAUUUAAGAUGCCUGAGAUGCACAUCAAGGCACCUAAAAUCUCCAUGCCAGACAUUGACUUGAACCUGAAAGGCCCUAAAGUGAAGGGAGAUGUGGAUGUUUCUGCUCCAAAGAUUGAGGGUGAUUUGAAAGGUCCUGAAUUUGAUCUUAAAGGCCCCAAAGUUGACAUUGACGCACCAGACAUGGAUCUUCAUGGCCCAGAAGGUAAAUUUAAAAUGCCUAAGUUCAAAAUGCCCAAGUUUGGAAUGCCUGGGUUCAAAGGGGAGGGACCAGAUGUGGAUGUAAGCCUUCCGAAAGGGGAGAUUGAUCUCUCAGGUCCAAAAGUAGACAUUGAUGCUCCUGAUUUGGAUAUUGAAGGGCCAGAAGGACACCUGAAAGGUCCCAGAUUUAAGAUGCCUGAAAUGCACAUCAAGGCACCUAAAAUCUCCAUGCCAGAUGUUGAUUUGAAUUUGAAAGGCCCUAAAGUGAAGGGAGAUGUGGAUAUGUCUGUUCCAAAUAUUGAGGGCGAUUUGAAAGGUCCUGAGUUUGAUAUAAAAGGCCCCAAAGUUGACCUUGAUGCACCAGACGUGGCUCUUCAUGGCCCAGAAGGUAAAUUUAAAAUGCCUAAAUUCAAAAUGCCCAAAUUCAGCAUGCCUGGGUUCAAAGGAGAGGGACCAGAGGUGGAUGUGAAGCUUCCAAAAGGGGAGCUGGAUAUUUCUGGUCCCAAGAUAGACAUUGAUGCUCCGGAGUUGGAUAUUGAAGGUCCUGAAGGAAGGCUGAAAGGACCCAAAUUUAAAAUGCCUGAAAUGCAAAUCAAAGCACCAAAAAUCUCCAUGCCGGACAUUGACUUAAACUUAAAAGGUCCCAAAAUGAAAGGAGAUGUUGAUGUUUCUCUUCCAAAACUAGAAGGUGACUUGAAGGGUCCUGAAUUUCAUCUCCAAGGCCCCAAAGUUGACAUUGAUGCUCCAGAUGUGGAUAUUCAUGGCCCAGAGGGUAAACUCAAAAUGCCUAAAUUCAAAAUGCCCAAGUUUGGAAUGCCUGGGUUCAAAGGGGAGGGACCAGAUGUGGAUGUAAGCCUUCCGAAAGGGGAGAUUGAUCUCUCAGGUCCAAAAGUAGACAUUGAUGCUCCUGAUUUGGAAAUUGAAGGUCCAGAUGCGAAAUGGAAAGGUCCUAAAUUUAAGAUGCCUGAAAUGCACAUCAAGGCACCUAAAAUUUCCAUGCCAGAUGUUGAUUUACACUUGAAAAGCCCUAAAGUGAAGGGAGAUGUGGAUGUGUCAGUUCCAAAGAUUGAGGGUGAUUUGAAGGGGCCUGAGUUUGAUAUCAAAGGCCCCAAAGUUGAUAUUGAUGCACCAGACAUGGAUCUUCAUGGCCCAGAAGGUAAACUCAAAAUGCCUAAAUUCAAAAUGCCCAAAUUUGGCAUGCCUGGGUUCAAAGGGGAGGGCCCUGAUGUGGAUAUAAAACUUCCUAAGGGAGAGGUGGAUAUUUCUGGGCCCAAGGUAGACAUAGAUGCCCCAGAUUUGAACAUUGAAGGUCCAGAGGGAAAGCUGAAAGGUCCCAAAUUUAAGAUGCCUGAAAUGCACGUCAAGGCACCUAAAAUCUCCAUGCCAGAUUUUGAUUUGAACCUGAAAGGACCUAAAGUGAAGGGGGAUGUGGAUGUUUCUGUACCAAAGUUGGAAGGGGAUUUGAAAGGGCCUGAGUUUGAUAUCAGAGGUCCCAAAGUGGACAUUGAUGCUCCAGAUCUUGAUAUUGAAGGUCCUGAAGGAAAAUGGAAGAGCCCCAAAUUUAAGAUGCCUGACAUGCAUUUUAAAGCACCUAAAAUCUCCAUGCCAGACAUUGACUUUAAUUUGAAAGGCCCUAAAGUGAAGGGGGAUGUGGAUGUUUCUGUUCCAAAAUUAGAAGGGGAUUUGAAAGGCCCUGAGGUUGAUAUUAAAGGCCCUAAAUUGGAUAUAGAUGCCCCUGAUGUGGAGAUUGAAGGCCCUGAUGGGAAAUGGAAAGGUCCUAAAUUUAAAAUGCCUGAAAUGCACAUCAAGGCACCUAAAAUCUCCAUGCCAGACAUUGAUUUGAAUUUGAAAGGCCCUAAAGUGAAGGGAGAUGUGGAUGUUGCUGUUCCAAAUAUACAAGGUGAUUUGAAAGGUCCAGAAUUUGAUCUUAAAGGCCCCAAAGUUGACAUUGACGCACCAGAUGUGGAUCUUCAUGGCCCAGAAGGUAAAUUCAAAAUGCCUAAGUUCAAAAUGCCCAAGUUUGGAAUGCCUGGGUUCAAAGGGGAGGGACCAGACGUGGAUGUAAGCCUUCCGAAAGGGGAGAUUGAUCUCUCAGGUCCAAAAGUAGACAUUGAUGCUCCUGAUUUGGAUUUUGAAGGGCCAGAAGGAAAACUGAAAGGUCCCAAAUUUAAGAUGCCUGAAAUGCACAUCAAGGCACCCAAAAUCUCCAUGCCAGAUGUUGAUUUACACUUAAAAGGUCCUAAACUGAAGGGAGAUGUGGAUGUGUCUGUUCCAAAGAUUGAGGGUGAUUUGAAGGGGCCUGAGUUUGACAUCAAAGGCCCUAAAAUUGACCUUGAUGCACCAGAUGUGGAUCUUCAUGGCCCAGAGGGAAAAUGGAAAGGUCCUACAUUUAAGAAGCCUGAAAUGCAUUUUAACGUUCCUAAAAUAUCCAUGCCAGAUAUCGAUUUAAAUUUGAAAGGUCCUAAACUGAAGGGAGAUGUGGAUGUUUCUCUUCCCAAAGUAGGGGGUGAUUUGAAAGGUCCCAAAGUUGAAGUCAAAGGACCAGAUAUUGAUCUUGAGGCUCCAAAACUUGAUAUAGAAGGAAAGACAAAAAAAUCGAGAUUUAAACUUCCUAAAUUCAGUUUUUCUGGCCCUAAAGUUCAAACCCCUGAUGUGGAUGUGAAACUUAAGAAAUCUGAUAUUGAUAUUUCUGGACCAAAGGUGGAUGUGAGUGCUCCAGAUGUGGACAUUCAGGGGAAAGCAAAAGGAUCUAAAUUUAAAAUGCCUUUCCUAAGCAUUUCAUCACCUAAAGUGUCAAUGCCAGAUGUGGAGUUAAAUCUGAAAGGGCCUAAACUGAAAGGAGACCUAGAUGUUUCUGGCCCAAAGCUAGAAGGGGAUUUAAAAGGGCCUGAAGUUGACAUCAAAAGCCCCCAAAUAGACAUCAGUGCACCAGACAUUGAUAUUCAUGGCCCAGAGGGUAAACUCAAAAUGCCAAAAUUGAAAAUGCCUAAAUUUGGAACGCCUGGGUUCAAAGGAGAGGGACCAGAUAUGGAUGUAAAACUUCCAAAAGGGGAGGUGGAUGUUUCAGGUCCCAAGAUAGACAUUGAUGCUCCAGAUUUGGAAAUUGAAGCUCCUGAUGGAAAACUGAAAGGCCCUAAAUUUAAGAUGCCUGAAAUGCAUUUCAAUGUUCCUAAAAUCUCCAUGCCAGACAUUGAUUUGAAUUUGAAAGGCCCUAAAUUGAAGGGAGAUGUGGAUGUUUCUGUACCAAAACUAGAAGGGGAUUUGAAAGGCCCUGAAGUCGAUAUCAAAGGCCCUAAAGUGGAUAUAGAUGUCCCUGAUGUGGAGAUUGAAGGCCCAGAAGGCAAGUGGAAAGGUCCCAAAUUUAAGAUGCCUGAUAUGCAUUUUAAAGCACCUAAAAUCUCCAUGCCAGAUUUUGAUUUGAAUCUGAAAGGACCUAAAGUGAAGGGGGAUGUGGAUGUUUCUGUACCAAAGCUAGAAGGGGAUUUGAAAGGGCCUGAGUUUGAUAUCAAAGGUCCCAAAGUGGACAUAGAUGCUCCAGAUCUUGAUAUUGAAGGUCCUGAAGGAAAAUGGAAAGGCCCCAAAUUUAAGAUGCCUGAAAUGAAUAUCAAGGCACCGAAAGUCUCAAUGCCUGACAUUGAUUUUAACCUCAAAGGCCCUAAACUGAAGGGAGACAUAGAUGUUUCUGGCCCUAAGAUGGAAGGAGAUUUGAAGGGGCCUGAAAUUGAUAUCAGAAGUCCCAAAGUGGAGAUUGGUGCACCAGACGUGGAUAUUCACGGACCAGAGGGUAAACUCAAAAUGCCUAAAUUCAAAAUGCCCAAAUUCGGAAUGCCUGGGUUCAAAGGAGAGGGACCAGAUGUGGAUGUAAGUCUUCCAAAGGGGGAGAUUGAUAUUUCAGGACCAAAAAUAGACAUUGAUGCUCCUGAUGUGGAGAUUGAAGGACCAGAAGGAAAAUGGAAAGGUCCACAAUUUAAGAUGCCUGAAAUGAAUAUCAAGGCCCCUAAAAUCUCCAUGCCGGACUUUGAUUUGAAUUUGAAAGGCCCUAAAUUGAAGGGGGAUGUGGAUGUUUGUGUUCCAAAAUUAGAAGGUGAUUUGAAAGGUCCUGAAGUCGAUAUCAAAGGCCCUAAACUGGACAUAGAUGCCCCCGAUGUGGAGAUUGAAGGCCCAGAGGGAAAAUGGAAAGGUCCCAAAUUUAAGAUGCCCGACAUGCAUUUUAAAGCACCUAAAAUCUCCAUGCCAGACUUUGAUUUGAACCUGAGAGGCCCUAAAGUGAAGGGGGAUGUGGAUGUUUCCGUACCAGAUUUUGAAGGUGAUAUGAAAGGCCCAGAAGUUGAUAUUAAAGGUCCCAAAUUGGACAUAGAUGCUCCAGAUUUUGACAUUGAGGGUCCAGAGGGAAAGCUGAAAGGUCCUAAAUUUAAGAUGCCCGAGAUGCAUUUCAAUGUUCCUAAAAUCUCCAUGCCAGACAUUGAUUUGAAUUUGAAAGGCCCAGAAAUCGAUAUCAAAGGCCCUAAACUGGACAUAGAUGCCCCUGAUGUGGAGAUUGAAGGUCCAGAUGGGAAAUGGAAAGGCCCCAAAUUCAAGAUGCCUGACAUGCAUUUUAAAGCACCUAAAAUCUCCAUGCCAGAUUUUGAUUUGAAUUUGAAGGGUCCUAAAAUCAAGGGAGAUGUGGAUGUUUCUGGCCCUAAACUGGAAGGGGAUUUGAAAGGUCCUGAGUUUGAUAUCAAAGGCCCCAAAGUUGACAUUGAUGCACCAGAUGUGGAUAUUCACGGCCCAGAGGGUAAACUCAAAAUGCCCAAAUUCAAAAUGCCCAAGUUUGGAAUGCCUGGGUUCAAAGGGGAGGGACCAGACAUGGAUGUAAGCCUUCCAAAAGGGGAGAUUGAUCUCUCAGGUCCAAAAGUAGGCAUUGAUGCUCCUGAUUUGGAUAUUGAAGGUCCAGAGGGAAAGCUGAAAGGUCCCAAAUUUAAGAUGCCUGAAAUGCAUUUCAAUGUUCCUAAAAUCUCCAUGCCAGACAUUGAUUUGAAUUUGAAAGGUCCUAAACUGAAGGGGGAUAUGGAUGUUUCUGUACCAAAAUUAGAAGGGGAUUUGAAAGGCCCAGAAGUUGAUAUCAAAGGCCCCAAACUGGACAUAGACGCCCCUGAUGUGGAGAUUGAAGGUCCAGAUGGGAAAUGGAAAGGCCCCAAAUUUAAGAUGCCUGACAUGCAUUUUAAAGCACCUAAAAUCUCCAUGCCAGACUUUGAUCUGAAUUUAAAAGGGCCCAAAUUGAAGGGAGAUGUGGAUGUUUCUAUGCCAAAUAUUGAAGGUGAUUUGAGAGGCCCUGAAGUCGAUAUUAAAGCUCCCAAAUUGGACAUAGAUGCUCCUGAUGUGGAGAUUGAGGGCCCAGAAGGAAAAUGGAAAGGUCCCAAAUUUAAGAUGCCCGACAUGCAUAUUAAGGCACCUAAAAUGUCAAUGCCUGAUGUGGAUUUCAAUCUUAAGGGCCCUAAGCUUAAAGGAGAUCUAGAUGUUUCUGGACCUAAGUUGGAAGGGGAUUUGAAAGGUCCUGAAUUUGAUAUCAAAGGUCCCAAAGUGGACAUUGAUGCACCAGACAUCGAUAUUCAUGGCCCAGAAGGAAAACUGAAAAUGCCCAAAAUGAAAUUUCCUAAAUUCAGCAUGCCUGGGUUCAAAGGGGAAGGGUCGGAUGUGAAUGUAAAACUUCCAGAAGGAGGGGUUGAUAUUUCGGGUCCUAAGAUAGACAUUGAUGCCCCCAAUUUGGAUAUUGAAGGGCCUGAAGGGAAAUGGAAAGGUCCAAAAUUUAAGAUGCCUGAAAUGAAUAUCAAGGCACCUAAAAUCUCCAUGCCAGACAUUGAUUUAAACUUAAAAGGCCCUAAAAUUAAAGGAGACAUGGAUGUUUCUGUCCCUAAGAUAGAAGGUGAUUUAAAAGGUCCAGAGAUAGACAUUAAAUCCCCCCAAAUGUCUGUUGAUGUUCCUGAUCUUGACAUUGAAGGUCCAGAAGGAAAACUGAAAGGUCCUAAAUUUAAGAUGCCAGAAAUGCAUAUUAAAGCACCCAAAAUCUCCAUGCCAGAUUUUGACUUGAAUUUAAAGGGGCCUAAACUGAAGGGAGACAUGGAUGUUUCUGUUCCAAAGUUAGAAGGGAAUUUGAAAGGUCCUGAAAUUGACAUUAAAGGCCCCAAAUUGGACAUAGAUGCACCUGAUAUCAACAUUGAAGGGCCAGAAGGAAAACUGAAAAGUCCCAAAUUUAAGAUGCCUGAAAUGCACAUCAAGGCCCCUAAAAUCUCCAUGCCAGAUGUAGACCUGAAUCUAAAGGCACCUAAACUGAAAGGAGACAUAGAUCUUUCUGGUCCAAAAAUAGAGGGUGAUUUGAAAGGUCCUGAAUUUGAUAUCAAAGGUCCCAAAGUGGACAUUGAUGCACCAGACAUCGAUAUUCAUGGCCCUGAAGGAAAACUGAAAUUACCCAAAAUGAAGCUGCCUAAAUUCAGUACGCCUGGGUUCAAAGGGGAAGGCCCGGAUGUGGAUGUAAGUCUUCCAAAGGGAGAGGUAGAUAUUUCAGGUCCUAAGAUAGAUAUUGGCGCUCCUGAUUUGAACAUUGAAGGUCCAGAAGGAAAACUGAAAGGGCCAAAAUUUAAGAUGCCUGAGAUGCAUUUUAAGACACCCAAAAUCUCAAUGCCAGACAUUGACUUAAAUUUGAAAGGUCAUAAAAUGAAGGGGGACUUUGAUGUUUCUGCUCCCAAGAUUGAGGGUAAUCUUAAAGGUCCUGAAGUUGAUAUCAAAGGCCCAGAAUUUGGGGUUAGAAGUCCUGAGCUUGAUGUUGAGUGUCCAGAUGUGACCACUGAGGGCCUUGAGGGAAAUGUUAAACUUCCCAAAUUUAAGAAACCAAAAUUUGGGUUUGGAAUUAAAAGUCCUAAGGCAGAAAUAAAAUCUCCUGAAGUGGAUAUUGCUGUCCCGGAAGGUGAACUGAAUGUGGAGUCUCCUGAAAUUGGCAUUUCUGGCAAAGGAAAAAAAAGCAAAUUUAAAAUGCCUAAACUUCAUAUGAGUGGCCCUAAAAUUAAAGGAAAGAAGGGUGGAUUUGAUAUGAGUCUACCCAGUGGUGAGAUUGAUGCAAAUUUGAAAUCUCCUGAUUUAGAUCUCAAUGUAACUGGCCCAGAGGCAACAAUAAAAGGAGAUAUUAAUGUCAAAUCCCCAAAAGGAAAGAAACCAAUGUUUGGGAAAAUCUCUUUUCCAGAUGUUGAGUUUGAUAUUAAAUCACCUAAGUUCAAAGCUGAUGCUUCUGUGACUGUUCCUAAAAUGGAAGGAGAAUUUAAAGCACCCGAUUUGGAGGUUUCCACACCAGGUAUCAAAGGUCCUGAUAUCAAUCUUAAGAAACCUAAGGUCAAACUUCCAAGUGGAAAUAUUGAUAUAGCUGGUCCAAAAAUGGAAGGUGAUCUGAGAAUCCCAGGUAUUGACACAAACAUUAAUGCCCCUGACAUCAAACUUAAAGGACCUACAGUGAAUCUGCCUUCAGUGGACAUUUCUGCUCCUUCAUUCUCUGCAUCUGAUUUUGAUAUUAACUUGAAAGGACCAAAAAUAAAAGGUGAUGUCAGUCUUCCCACAGCAGACCUGGAAGGUCCAGAAGGAAAACUAAAAUUCCCCAAGUUCUCACUGCCCAAGAUAGGGAAACCAGGUCUGAAUUUAGAAGGAGCUGAUAUGCAGCUCCCCUCAGCAAGCGUGGAUGUAUCAGCUCCAAGAAUUGAAGGAGGUGUGAGUGUUCCUGCAACUGAAGGAGUAGAUGCAAAACUGAAGGGACCUAAGGUGACUAUGCCAUCAGUAAACCUUUCAAUGCCCCAAGUCUCUGGACCUGAUUUUGAUGUAAACUUGAAAGGACCAAAACUAAAAGGAGACCUGGAUGUUUCUAGUGACCUUAAAGGUCCAAAGGUGGACAUACAUGCACCAGAUGUUGAUAUGAAAGGCUUUGGAGGAAAGUUACAAAUUGAGGGAGGCAUGAAAGCACCAGGUAUGGAUGUACAUCUCAGUGCCCCAGACCUUGAUAUCAAAGGGCCUACAUUAAAAGGAGAUUUUGAUCUUUCUGGUGGCAUUAAAUCCCCAAAAGUGGCUGUAGAUGCACCAGAUGUUAACUUGGAAGGUCCAGGAGGUGCAAUUAAACUUCCUUCACUGAAGCUCCCCCAAUUUGGCAUUUCUAGUCCUCAUGUUGAGGGGUCUAACAUGGGUGUGAGUAUUGAAGGACCACAAAUUAAAGGAGACCUUACUGGCUCAGGGAUUGAUGGAGAAUUGAAAGGGCCUACAUUUAAAAUGCAACCACUUCAAGUUUCAGCUCCAAAAAUCUCUGCACCUGACAUUGACUUAAACUUAAAAGGACCAAACCUAAAGGGUGAUAUUAAUAGUGCUGGUGAUGUUAAAGGCCCAAAAGUUGGAGUGGAAGCACCAGAUAUCAGCAUCAAAAGUGGAAAUCUUCAAAUACCUUCAGUUAAACUGCCCAAAUGUGACAUUUCAGGUUCCCAAGGCAUGAAGAUUUCUGGGGUGGGUAUUGCAGCUGAUGCUCCUGAUGUCAGUUUAACAGGUCCUGCCUUCAGUGUAUCAACACCAAAAGUUUCUGGGUCAGAUUUUGAUGUAAAUUUGAAAGAACCUAAAAUCAAAGGAGGUUUCGGCAUUUCUGGAGACAUGAAAGCUCCUGAUGUAAAUGUUGGGGCACCACACUUGGGCAUUCAGCAUUCAGGUGGUGAAUUCAAAGGGCCACAGCUUUCAUCUUCUGGUUUUGAUGUAGAAAUGAAUGUGCCAAAUGUUGCAGGGGGUCUUCAUGUUUCUGGACCAAAGAUAGAGGGUGGUCUGAAAGGUCCCAAGGUAGGAAUCAAAGGUCCUGGCAUAGAUAUGAAUUUUCCACAAAGUAACUUAGAAAGUGCAUCAGGAAAAGUGACAUUCCCCAGGAUGAAAUUGCCUAAAUUUGUGUCUUCAGGGCAUGAGGUAACAGGAAGAGAAGUAGGGGUUGAUGUUAACUUCCCUCAGCCAGAUGCCAGUCUCCAGGCUGGUGUGGUGGAGGCUGAGUUUGAAGAGCCAGAUGUCAAACUUAAGAAAUCUAAAAUUAAGAUGCCAAAGUUUAAUUUUUCAAAACCUAAAGGCAAAGGCACCAGUGUUGGCUCACCAGAAGCCUCAGUGUCCAUUUCAGGAUCUAAAGGGGAUUUAAAAAGUUCCAAGGCAAGUCUAGGUUCUAUGGAGGGUGAACUGGGAGGAGGGGAAGCUGCUGCCACUUCACCUAAAGGGAAGUUUUCAUUAUUUAAAAGCAAAAAGCCACGUCAUCGGUCAUCUUCCUUUAGCGAUGAACAUUCCUCCCAGUCAACCCCCACUGGCACCUUGGAGUUUGAGUGCAGCUCAGGAGCAGAGAAAGAAAAGCAGGCGAAGAUGAAAUUUGGAACGUUUGGAGGGAUAGGGUCAAAAACUAAAGGUUCUUAUGAGGUAACUGGAAGUGACGAUGAAGCAGGAAAGAUGCCAGGGAGUGGGGUCUCAUUAACGUCCAAGAAAUCCCGCCUGUCUUCCUCUUCGAGUAAUGACAGCGGGACAAAGGGGGGGUUCCGAGUGCCAGCGGUAGAACUGACCGUUGCCAAAAAGAAAGAGUAAAGCGUCCGUGUAUAUAUGUCUGUGUAUGUAUAUAUAUAUAUCUUCUGUGUGUUUGUAUAUAAAUUUCAUAGCUUGAAAUAUUUUCAACCUCAGCAAUAAAAUGAAUGGUGCCUAGUGAAAUGUUAGAUGUCAUGUUGCCUACUCAAAAAAGAGGAGAGUUUAAAAGCAAGUGACCCUAGAGCUGUACCACAGUUCAUCUGAUGUAUUUGAAAGUUUCUUUGUGUUCAUGAUCUUUGGUUUGCGCGUUAAAUGCUGAGAGCUUAAGUUUACUAGCAAGCUAUUUUGAUAUCCUUUUCAUUUUACUGGAUAUUUUCAGUGUCGGUUUAUGGAAAUAAUGUUUCCAUUUUAAUUACCUUUUGGCUUUUAUUUGCAGGGCUUACAUUUCUAUAAUGAGAAUGGAUAUAUUGAAAACACUGUAAAAUAUAUAGAUACAACUGAAAUAUGUCACUUUCCCUUGUAAUGUGGGGUUUAAAAUGACACGGAGUGUUUAUAACAGAAAGCUGUGGUUUCUAUUAGCUUUGAUAGUUGUGGUGGUAAGAAAAGUACCCCCAGUUUAAUUUAAGACUAGAGAAUCCGGGUUGCUUAUGAUAAAUGUCAUGAAGAAAAACAGAAUUUACCAAUAAACGACUAACCUGUUUUGGGUUGGAUUCGACUGACACCAUCUUAGUUGUCUCCGUAUAUUUGUUUCAUUAUUUGUAUUAUAAGAGAGGACUUUUCUUAGUUAUGGUGCAAAAAUCUGUGACUGCCACUUUUCUGAUAUUUGUUAUAGUUUCUGUUAACAAAUGUAUCUUGAUUUAAAAAAAAAAAUCUUUCAGCACUUUAAUGGCAAAUGAAUUGAGAAUGUAAGAAGAUUGAUCUUGUAAAAUGCAAAUAAACUGUUUAUU